Molecule: messenger RNA, 3562 nt
Organism: Syngnathus acus (greater pipefish)
Lineage: Eukaryota; Metazoa; Chordata; Actinopteri; Syngnathiformes; Syngnathidae
Product: cell surface glycoprotein 1-like
Exons: 9
Coding region: 400-3291 (963 amino acids)
Source: RefSeq, a predicted model, not a curated record
GGAGACCUUUAUGCAAAACACCUCAUUGGUUGAGGCUUGUUUUGUUGUGUAUCUUAAAUACUGAACUGCACAAAUUUACAAAAUGUGUUAAAAAUCCAUUUAAAAUGACAUUAAGCAAAAUUUAAAAAAUACCUGACUCUCAAUUUAGUGGCAUUUACAUUACAAGUACACGAGUAUUUAAUGUUGUUGAAGCGAUAUUGUUGAAGAAUGACAGAGUAGGAGUAUUUUUUCCCCCGAAGGCUGUGGCUUCUCAACCUAUAUCUCCGCCCCAUGUAGAACCCAUAUAAAAGGUUGCCAAGAAUUUUCACCUGUGAAGAAAAGCAUUGUUUUCAAAAAGAUCAUCAUAGAUUACAGCCUUUUGCUUCACUUCACAGAUUCAAAGGGAGUGCUUUGAAAGCAAUGUCCAAAAAACUGGUCUUAGUUUUGAUAUUGGCCUGGGUGUUAAUGGCUGCCUAUGGCCAAGAAACCCCGUCCAGCGGCGACGGAGAGUCCGGCAGCGGCGACGGAGAGUCCGGCAGCGGCGACGGAGAGUCCGGCAGCGGCGACGACGGACAGUCCGGUAGUGGCGAUGAGGGGACUGUAGCCCCCACCUAUGUCCCUACAACUAACGAGCCAACUAUCACUCAAGAGCCAACCCUCACCCAUGUCCCUACAACUAACGAGCCACCUAUCACUGAAGAGCCAACCCCCACCCAUGUCCUUACAACUAACGAGCCAACUAUCACUCAAGAGCAAACCCCCACCCAUGUCCCUACAACGAACGAGCCAACUAUCACUGAAGAGCCAACCCCCACCCAGGUCCCUACAACUAACGAGCCAACUAUCACUCAAGAGCAAACCCCCAUCCAUGUCCCUACAACUAACGAGCCAACUACCCCUCAAGAGCCAACCCCCACCCAUGUCCCUACAACUAACGAGCCAACUAUCACUCAAGAGCAAACCCCCAUCCAUGUCCCUACAACUAACGAGCCAACUACCACUCAAGAGCCAACUACCACUCAAGAGCCAACCCCCACCCAUGUCCCUACAACUAACGAGCCAACCAUCACUCAAGAGCCAAACCCCACCCAUGUCCCUACAACUAACGAGCCAACUAUCACUGAAGAGCCAACCCCCACCCAUCUCCCUACAACUAACGAGCCAACCAUCACUCAAGAGCCAACCCCCACCCAUGUCCCUACAACUAACGAACCAACUAUCACUCAAGAGCCAACCCCCACCCAGGUCCCUACAACUAACGCGCCAAAUCUCACUCAAGAGCCAACCCCCACCCAUGUCCCUACAACUAACGAGCCAACUAUCACUCAAGAGCCAACCCCCACCCAUGUCCCUGCAACUAACGAGCCAACCAUCACUCAAGAGCCAACCCCCACCCAUGUCCCUACAACUAACGAACCAACUAUCACUCAAGAGCCAACCCCCACCCAGGUCCCUACAACUAACGAGCCAACUAUCACUCAAGAGCCAACCCCCACCCAUGUCCCUACAACUAACGAGCCAACUACCCCUCAAGAGCCAACCCCCACCCAUGUCCCUACAACUAACGAGCCAACUAUCACUCAAGAGCAAACCCCCAUCCAUGUCCCUACAACUAACGAGCCAACUACCACUCAAGAGCCAACUACCACUCAAGAGCCAACCCCCACCCAUGUCCCUACAACUAACGAGCCAACCAUCACUCAAGAGCCAAACCCCACCCAUGUCCCUACAACUAACGAGCCAACUAUCACUGAAGAGCCAACCCCCACCCAUCUCCCUACAACUAACGAGCCAACCAUCACUCAAGAGCCAACCCCCACCCAUGUCCCUACAACUAACGAACCAACUAUCACUCAAGAGCCAACCCCCACCCAGGUCCCUACAACUAACGCGCCAAAUCUCACUCAAGAGCCAACCCCCACCCAUGUCCCUACAACUAACGAGCCAACUAUCACUCAAGAGCCAACCCCCACCCAUGUCCCUGCAACUAACGAGCCAACCAUCACUCAAGAGCCAACCCCCACCCAUGUCCCUACAACUAACGAACCAACUAUCACUCAAGAGCCAACCCCCACCCAGGUCCCUACAACUAACGAGCCAACUAUCACUCAAGAGCCAACCCCCACCCAUGUCCCUACAACUAACGAGCCAACUAUCACUCAAGAGCCAACCCCCACCCAUGUCCCUGCAACUAGCGAGCCAACUAUCACUCAAGAGCCAACCCCCACCCAUGUCCCUACAGCGAACGGGCCAACCAUCACACAAGGACCAACCCCCACCCAUGUCCCUACAACUAACGAGCCAACUACCACUCAAGAGCCAACCCAUGUCCCUACAACUAAAGGGCCAACCAUCAAUGUAGGACCAACUCCUACCAAUGUCCCUACAACAACUAAAGGGCCAACAAUCACUCAGGGGCCUACUGCUCCAAAUCCAACAACUCCAGCAGUAGUCCCCACAUCUUCACCACCGGUUGUUGUGCUGUCGGCAACUUUGGGGGAACCGUUUGUGGAAGAAUUCAACAACGUCAACAGUCCACAGUACAAAGCUCUUGAAAGGAGGGUUGUGACUGCGUAUGACAUCAUCUACAGGACGAGAUAUGGCAUUGUCUUUAUUCGUACCUUUGUUAUUCGAAUUUUCCGCGCUGUGGUGUUGACGCGAAUGGAUAAGACGCAAGUGGAAGUUGGACUGGAGUUCAAGAACACAUCUACCACUCCCGCGGACGAGGACGUCGUCGCUACCUUGGAGGAAAUGCUCGGCCAGCCCAACAACACCUUCAACCUUUUCGUUGAGAGCAUUGAAGUCAUUGACUCUCCGCAAAGAAAUUUGACAACAGCAAAACCCAACGCCACUGCGGCUCCAGCUAUGGCGUCCACCGAGAACCCCGUGACGAGCACAUCACUCACCACUCGGACUUUGAGGUUUACGUCUGUCGGCGAGGUGUUCACAAGCGACUUGCUCAAUCAGUCAUCUGCUGCGUUUAUCAGUCGAGCGGAACUCAUCAAGAUGACGCUUGAACCAUUCUACAAUGUCACGUUUUCUUCAUUCAACGACCUGACAGUAACGUCAUUCAGUAAUGGCUCUAUUGUCAACUCCAUGGACUUGAGAUUCGAAUCCAGCCUGGUGCCCAGCAAUAAUGCCAUUGCUAACGUUUUGAUCAACGCGGCGUCCGACAUCACAGCCUUCAACGUGGACACUUCAUCCAUUUUUGUCAACGGCAUACUGAUUUCAAGCGCAGCGAGCCAUAAGACGAGCCUCAUCACCGCAUCUGGCAUGGUGCUGGUGUCAUGGUUACUGGUGGGCCAGCAGUAGCAUCUUGGGCCGAUUUGGCAAAAUUGGUCGCCAGGGAUCGCCGAUUGCCAUAUCAUUAAGCUAUAUUUAUAGGGAGGUGUAUGUAAAUCAAUGCUUUUGCACACUGUAUGAGAACAAAAGCUUUUGGAUUUUCUUACUGACUAGUAAAAUUAAAGCCUGUAGAUACUAUUUAAAUGGAAGCUUUGGACACUGUAAGAACUGAAGUCUUUUGACAUGCCAUGCAAAUGAAAGUUGUUAUACACUGUGUACAAAUUAAAGCCUUUUAAAACUA